Messenger RNA from Pectinophora gossypiella (pink bollworm), 1498 nucleotides. RefSeq lists its product as uncharacterized. Lineage: Eukaryota; Metazoa; Arthropoda; Insecta; Lepidoptera; Gelechiidae. Bases 80 to 445 code for a protein of 121 amino acids. The transcript has 3 exons. The record is from RefSeq and is a predicted model, not a curated record.
UUUCUGAGUUCACUAGAAGUUACGAUAUUUAGAUAAUACCACGUGCGGCAAAUCUGCAAUAAGAAAAAAAGAAGUUACGAUGUUGAAGUCUCUAGCUUUUGUGUUCUGUUUGGCACUGGUCGGUCAGUAUGCCGAUGGCGCUCAAAGUAUUCAAAAGGACGAAAAGCCAGAUGAAUUGAAGAAUCAACCUGGGUGUUACGUGUCAUACCUAGGUCGUGUCCUGGCCUUCGGUGAUAGAGCGUCUGAUGAGAGUGGAGUUUGCCAACAAUACAUCUGUCCAACUGGGACAUCGGCGGAGGCUUACAAAAUCGUAAACUGCCCCACCUAUUCUGAAGAUUGUGUCACUAUUCCUGGUAACCCAAAAGCAUUAUACCCUGACUGUUGUGACAGUCUUGAUAGUGAGAAAACUGGCGCCAGUGGAAACAAAUGUACCGCCAUAGCAUAAAUAAUACCUUACCCAAGUUGCAAACGAUUAUGAUAAUCUACAGUUUUUUUGACGUGACUCAUUGCAAAUGUCAUUACCUACUUGUCUGGGUAAUCGACAGUGACGGUGAUCUAAAUAUAUAAGAGGAGAAACUGACUGACUCACUGACUGACAUGUCAACGCACAGCCUAAACGGCUAAACGUAGGCACUUGAAAUUAGGAAGGGACGUAGCUUAGGUACCGUAGAGGUGCACUACGAAAGGAAUUCCCGAAAUUCCCACGGGAACGGGAGUUAGCGUUUCCAUGAAAAAAUCUAAACUGCGUAAGAUACGGGUAGAUGUUUUCAGUCUAGCAUGCAUGCACGCCUUAAUAAAUAUAAAGUUUAGUUAUGGCUGUAUUUUGAAAAAUGGGAGUUAGCGGGAAAAAAAAUGUUGUAUGAAAAAAUCUAAACUGCAUAAGUUAGAUGCUUGAAAUUUGACAUGCACUCCCACAUACACAAAGAUCUCUCUUUUAUAAUACGCCACGCGGACGAAGUAGCGGGCAAAAGCUAGUAAAAAUAUAUGGGAUUGACAUGAAGUGACAUGUCAAUCCCAUAUGUUUUUAUAUUACAGUCGUUUGUCAUAAUCGUUGGGAAAUACCCCCGGUGGGGAAAUAUUACAAAAAUUACUUUUUGAUCCCUAGCUUGGUUACGACAUUACAGGCUAAUCACCUCAUUUUCCGUAAGUAAGAUGAUCCGUGCUUCGUGCACGUUAAGCCGUUAGUGUCGGUUACUACUUACUGAUGUAAGUAAGUAGUCGUUAAAUGAAUCAUGUCAGGGACCUUUGCCGGCUCAGUAGUAACCCUGACAUCAGGGAGGUUGGUAAUCCACCCUCACAACCCACACCAGAGAAGAAGUCAGAAUCGUUUGCAACUUCAUCAUCAGCCGUACGACGCCCACUGCUGGGCAUAAGCCUCCCCCAAGGAUUUUCAUCAUCACCACUAAUUUAAUGUUGUUAUGUUCGUCUCUGUAUUUUUUUCUGUUUACUUCUUUAUGUAAUAAAAUAUAUAAUAAAUACUAAAUUUCAUGAAUUAAAA